GAUCGCACCGUUACCUCAUCUUUAAGCAACCGGCCCCUUGCCAGAGUGUUUUUUGAGGCCGACAUUUUGGGAGAGAUUCCUACACUGUCAUAAUCUGCAUACAAUGAAAAAAAAAUUCGGAGGGAAAGCACGUAGAUUAAGCAUUUAACUGUUUGGUCUGUUUUAGAUUUGCUGAUAAAAAUAAAUUGCAUGUAUAUUUUCUCUCUUCAAUGGUUCGUUGACUUGCUGAAGAAAACCAUUGACAGCACUGAAAAAUCAGACUCAAUUGAGAUUCGUAUUAAAGAUCUGACGCAGGUACUCAACCAAAGUUUUUACUCAAGUGUUAGCAGGAGCCUUUUCCAACAGGAUAGGCUCUUGUUUUCACUGUUGCUGGUGAUUAACUUCAAGUUCUCUCGACAAGAAAUCGACGUUUCUGAGUGGAGUUUCUUGAUGAUGAAAGAGGAAAAAUCAAAACAUGAGUCGGACCGUUACUGUCACUGGCUUCCCAACCACUUGUGGAAUACUGUUUGUCAGCUCAGCAAACUUUCUCCAUUUAAGGGACUUCAGGAGGACUUCAAUAAUAAUGAGCAAGCUUGGAAGAAUAUUGUGGAGGCUUCAAGCUCUGAAGAUGUUCCUUUCCCAAAACCAUGGUGCUCGCAGUUAACUUGUUUUCAGCAGAUCUUGGUUCUAAAAAGCAUUCGUCCUGACAGACUCCUUCCUGCAGUCCAAGACUUUGUAACUGAUGAAUUGCGCAAGGAACAUAUGGAGAACCUCGAUCUAGACUUGGCGUCUGCUUACUCAGAUUCGAAUUGUUCUGUGCCAUUAGUUUGUUUGCAGUCUCCAAAUGUUGACCCAGUAUCCUCUUUAAUGGACUUUGCUUCCUCUAUGGACUUUACUGGAUCUCGAUUCAAUUCUUUGUCGUUAGGAGAAGAUCAAGGGAUUUUUGCUGCGAAAAUUAUAGAAGAGGCAAUGAAAAAUGGUACUUGGGUGCUACUCCAAAAUUGUCACCUCGCUGGGGAGUGGAUGUCUUCUCUCGAUAAAAUCUGUGAAAGUUUGAAUUCAGAUAACACACAUAUUGACUUCAGACUCUGGUUGACAACAUCAUCUUGCAAAACAUUUCCAAUAAAUAUUUUGCAACACUCAGUGAAGUUGGCAUUUGGAGGGGAAGCUGAUUUCAGAAAGAAUAUCUCUCGUUGCCUAACAAAUUCUUUAGUUGGAGAUGUUGAAUCAUUUGAUAAUUCAAAACUAGCGGAAAAAUUCAAGAAGAUUGUGUUUGGUCUGUGUUUCUACCACUCAGUGAUUUUAGAGCGUAAACAGUUUGGUUCAAUCUGUUGGAACUACAAUUAUAACUUUGAUGACCUAGACUUACGCUGCAGUGUGGCACACGUGCAGGAAUUGCUCAAACACAGUGAUAAUUUUCAUUUCGGACUUCUUCAAUAUUUGAUCCCAGAAUGUAAUUAUGGUGGUAAAAUAAUGGAUGAAUGGGAUCGGCGAAGUUUGAAAGUUCUAUUUGAUACUUGCAUGUCACCGCAGAAUUUUGAUGUUGAGCAUUUUACUUAUGACAGAAAAGGGCAGUUUUACAUUCCGAAUGAAAGAGAUAUUGACAUGAUCCUUUCUCGUGUCAACAAAUUUCCGCACACACCAAGCUCAGAUGUUGUACAAGUAAAUGACAAUGCUAUUGUUGAAUUAAAUUCAGCACUCACCGACGGAUUCCUGUCGAGUGUGGUUCUUUGUCAUUGUCAGGAUAUUAUCAUCAAACCUGUCCUCACCAAUGAAGAAAUAGAUUCAAUUUAUUCUGAAACAAAUGACAAGAAAGUGUAUGAGAAGGCCAAUUUCAUUUUUUCAAACUUACCCUCCAUGUUUGAUUUGAAAACUGUGGCGGAAAAGUUUCCUCUUACUUACAAAGAAACUAUGAACACGAUUUUCACGCAAGAAGUGCAUCUUUACAAUUGCCUCCACACGACUAUUUACAAUUCAAUGAGGGAUAUCUUAAGAGCAAUCGGAGGAGAAAUGGCGAUGAGUACCUCUCUGGAUGAUGUUUAUCAAUGUAUUUUAAAAGACAAAGUACCAACUGUUUGGUUGAAUGACUCGUACUCUUCUCUUAAAUCCCUCGGAAGUUACGUUUCUGAUUUUCUUGGAAGAUUGAUAUUUUUCCAGGAAUGGUUUGACACGGGCAUUCCGGCAUCCUUUUGGAUCUCCGGUUUUUUUCGACCAGCUAGUUUUUUGACUGGAAUUUUGCAGAACUUUGCACAUAAAAACUCACUAUUUGUUGAAGAUUUAAGUUUUGAUUUUGAAGUAACAACACUCUUACAUCCCGAACACUAUGGAACAUAUGCAGAAACGAAAGGUGGCACAAGAGUAUAUGGUUUAUUUUUAGAGGGAGCUUGCUGGGAUUUACUCGAAAAAGUUCUAAAAGAGGUGUCUACAAGAGUCAACUACGCCCAGUUUCCAAUGUUGCUGCUGAUACCAGUGAAUAAAUGUGAUAUUGCUCAUGAGGGUAACCAAUACAUUUGCCCCCUGUACAAAACUUGUGACAGACGGAGCUCCCUAGUUGACUGUCAGCAAUCUCCAAAUGUAGUGACAACUGUUCGCCUCAAUUCAGAUAAGCCUGUUAACCACUGGAUUCUGCGAGGAGUUGCUUUAAUCACGCAACUCUCCGAUUGAAAGGUUUACUGGUUUUAAAAUUUUGAACUAAAUGUGUAUUUUUUGUAUGAAUAAAUUUUUCAUACCUUU
This is a messenger RNA of Bemisia tabaci, 2712 nucleotides long. The record is from RefSeq and is a predicted model, not a curated record. NCBI's taxonomy places the organism in Eukaryota, Metazoa, Arthropoda, Insecta, Hemiptera, Aleyrodidae.